Pseudophryne corroboree (corroboree frog) is the source of this 2307-nucleotide messenger RNA. RefSeq names its product gastrula zinc finger protein XlCGF17.1-like. The record is from RefSeq and is a predicted model, not a curated record. The transcript has a single exon. Lineage: Eukaryota; Metazoa; Chordata; Amphibia; Anura; Myobatrachidae. The annotation marks the transcript as partial.
UGUUCUCCUGAUCACUCUGAUAUUGGUGCAUCUGUUCCAGCUCUGACAGUAGAUACAGAGUUUUUCUGUUCUAUAGAUGCCAAAUGUUUUACACAGAACACAAAACCUAUUACCGCACACACAGGUAAGGCAGGUGAGAGGCCACUGAAAUGUUCAGAGUGUGGGAAAUGUUUUACAUACAAAUCACAACUUGUUAUACAUCAGAGAAGUCACACAGGUGAGAGGCCAUUUUCUUGCUCUGAGUGUGGGAAAUGUUUUAUCCUGAAAUCACAACUUGUUACACAUCAGAGAGGUCACACAGGUGAGAGGCCAUUUCCAUGUUCUGAGUGUGGGAAAUGUUUUGUAUGCAAAUCAGAUCUUAUUCUACAUUACAGAAGUCACACAGGUGAGAAGCCAUUUUCUUGCACUGAAUGCGGGAAAUGUUUUGCACAAAAAUCACCUCUUGUUACACAUCAGCGAAGUCACACAGGUGAGAAGCCAUUUUCUUGCUCUGAGUGUGGGAAAUGUUUUAUCCAGAAAUCACAACUUGUUAAACAUCAGAGAAGUCACACAGGUGAGAAGCCAUUAGCAUGUUCUGAGUGUGGGAAAUGUUUUGCAUGCAAAUCAGAUCUUGUUCUACAUCAGAGAAGUCACACAGGUGAGAAGCCAUUUUCUUGCACUGAAUGCGGGAAAUGUUUUGCACAGAAAUCAUCUCUUGUUCUACAUCAGCGAACUCACACAGGUGAGAAGCCAUUUUCUUGCUCUGAGUGCGGGAAAUGUUUUAUACGGAAAUCACAACUUGUUCCACAUCAGAGAAGUCACACAGGUGAGAGGCCAUUUCCAUGUUCUGAGUGUGUGAAAAGUUUUGCACACAAAUCAGCUCUUGUUACACAUCGGCGAAGUCACACAGGUGCGAAGCCAUUUUCUUGCUCUGAGGGCGGGAAAUGUUUAGAAUUCACAACUUGUCACACAGGUGAGAAGCCAUUUCCUUGUUCUGAGAAAUAAAUCAGCUCUUGUUGCACGCAAUAGACAUCACUCAGGUGAGAAACCAUUUUAGUCUUCUGGAGUAUACUAAUUGCCAUGCAUUCAAGGUUCUUCUCCUAUCUCCUAUGCUUUUUGCAAUAUACAUGCUACCACUGCUAUGUCGAUGACCUGUCUCUUGCUCCGGGUACUGAGAACCCACUACCAAUCCUAAAUGGUUGUCUAGCUGAGCUCCAUCUGUGGGUGAUGCCAGUUGGCUGUGACUCAGUCCUGGUGAAACAGGUCUUUAUGGUAGAAGCUCACCAACAAACGGCAGGGCUACAGCUCAGCUUUGUUACCAACCAUACUUAAACUUGAGCGUUCAGAGUUACAAAAUGCUGAUCCUUUGUGGAAUCUUGGUGUCCUGGUUAGUGGAGUGACACUUAGACAUCAGUAUCUGCCAAAAUCAGAUCCUCAUCUGAGGAACAUAGCCAGACUCCAGCACUUAUUUCCCUCAGAAGAUCUACCUACAGUCAUACAUGUACUUGUAUCAUCACACAUAGACUACUGCAAUGUCCUCUACCUGGGUCUCCCAGCAAUAGAAUUGCACCGCUUGUAGCUUGUACAGAAUGCAGCAGCCAGGCUGUUACCUAACCAGCCCGUUCCUGCCACAUAACACCCAUUCUCUGCUCCCUCCACCGGCUGCCUGUAAGAUGGUGACUCUGGGCCUAAUUCAGGUUGGAUUGCAGUGUGUGAUCCAAACAGAAUCAUUGAGAAAAAGUUGCGGACGCAGAAAAUGUGAUUGGUUCUUGUUAAUCAGGCAGAGGCGGUCCAGGGUAAGGCGGCAAUGCUCCAUUUCCAUGGAGAAGAUGGAUCAUUGCAAGUGCAGUGUGGCGCAAACAGGUGUGAUUACGGUGGCUGCAUGACAUCACAAUCGAGAAGAACGCAGUGGGGAUCCUGCGGGCCGCAGAAGGAUAGUUCAGUAGUUUCUAAAAUGAAGAAGAAAUUGUGAAGUGAUCGCAAUUUCUGCAUCAAGGGGGAGGCGCCGUUCAGCAUACUGGACGGCCUUGCCCUGCGAUAGACGGCCUCCAGUCUGCUAGAAAAAGGAUUGCUAAUUAGCAGCAUCUGCCUCCUUACUGACUUACUGUAGGCCCCUAUUACACAAUCUUACUGACUCUCCCAGCCCUACAUGACCAGGGUCCAUGUACCAGAAGCAGCUUCUGCCUCCUUACUGACUUACUGUAGGGUCCUAUUACAGAAUCUUACUGACUCUCCCAGCCCUACAUGACCAGGGUCCAUGUACCAGAAGCAGCUUCUGCCUCCUUACUGACUUACUGUAGGCCCCUAUUACACAAUCUUACUGACUCU